CUCCAAAUCUCAGCAGAAUGGGUGCUCAGCUUUCCGCUCAUCUCGAGAUGGCCAACAAGACUGGCGUUUUCACGCUCCAAGACAAGGGGAUAUUAAAGGUUCCACCGGAAGUCGAGCGACUCCAAGCCAAGCUCCGCACUAUCGAUGUCUCUGGCAAUCGCUUGACUGCACUGCCUGACUUUCUGGGCGGCUUCACAGUCCUGCGCCAAGUGACGCUCGACCGAAACCGCUUUGCGGAAUUUCCAAUCUGCCUCACCAAGAUGCCUCGGUUGGAGGUUUUAUCGAUUGAAUCGUGUGGAUUGAAGGUCUUGCCGGAAGCGAUUGGAGACUGCCCGUCGCUCAAGCGGUUGGUGCUGGAUGGCAACGCACUUGCCAGCCUACCAGCCACUAUUGGAAAGCUGGUCAAGCUGGAAGCAUUGAGUGUCGUUGGGAAUCAGCUCACGGCGCUGCCUGACGAGAUUGGCGAUCUCACCAUCAGCGAGCUGAACGUUUCGCGAAAUCAGCUCGCGUCGCUGCCUGCUUCCCUCGCUCGCAACCAGUCGCUCAAAAUCAUCAAGGCGGACGAGAAUUGUCUCGAGGAUGGCAGCAUUCCGCUUGUCGUCUUUGGCGAUUCGUCAAUAUGUUCCGUCACGCUGGAAGGCAAUCCGUUCAACUCGAAAAAGAUUCGUGAAACGCCUGAAUAUGAGCGGUACAUGAAGCGAGUGACACAAACGCAGAUUAAAAAAAUGUAGCAAGUCACUUUUUUUUUGCUUGACUUGUUUUGAAAACAAAGAAUUUCAAUCAAAAUCUCGAG
Capsaspora owczarzaki ATCC 30864 is the source of this 793-nucleotide messenger RNA. RefSeq lists its product as hypothetical. The transcript is spliced from 4 exons. The record is from RefSeq and is a predicted model, not a curated record. The coding region runs from base 18 to 731 and encodes 237 amino acids. NCBI's taxonomy places the organism in Eukaryota, Filasterea, Ministeriida, Capsasporidae. Gene Ontology annotation, molecular function: protein binding.